AUGGUCAAGGACCAUAAUAAAACACUAACAAACAUAUUAAUCGUAUAAGUACUUCAGUCAUGAUUUGAUAAAGAAAAGCAUAACCAAAAAUCUAUCUCUUGCAUGCAAACAAAGAAAUACAUGACGUAGCAAGUGAGUUCACCAAGUGUUUAGGUCAAUUGUUAUCUAAAACCACCAGUGUUUCGACAAACCAAGAUGAAACAAAACCUCUACUGUUGUUUACUGCUUGCUAUUACCGGUAAUACGAUCGCCAACACUCCCCAAACUGUCCAAGUACCUGGAGACACCCACUACGAACCCACAUGGGACAGUCUGGACACUCGCCCCAUCCCAUCAUGGUUCGAUGAGGCCAAAAUCGGAAUUUUCCUCCACUGGGGAGUGUUCUCAGUUCCCAGUUUUGGGGGCGAGUGGUUUUGGGCUUAUUGGAAAGGUGAAGAACCAGAAUUUGUAGACUUCAUUGAGAAAAAUUAUCCCCCGGGUUGGUCGUACCAGGAAUUUGCCAAGGAUUUCACAGCGGAGUUUUUCGACCCAGAUGAGUGGGCCCAACUGUUCAAAAAAUCAGGAGCCAAAUACGUGGUUCUCACAAGCAAACACCACGAAGGCUACGCCCUUUGGCCCUCGAAAUACUCCUUCGGGUGGAAUGCCCAAGACAUCGGGCCUCAUCGAGAUUUAAUCGGUGAUUUGGCAAAAGGAGUGCGGAGCAAAGGCCUGAGAUUUGGUCUGUACCACUCGCUGUACGAGUGGUUCAACCCUUUGUACCUUUCGGAUAAGAACAACUCGUUCCAGAGCCAAGAAUUCGUCAAUAAUAAAAUGCUGCCGGAGAUGUACGAACUCAUCAACAAUUACGAGCCUUCAAUAUUAUGGUCUGACGGUGACUGGGAGGCAAACGAUACUUAUUUCAGAUCGACUGAGUUUUUAGCCUGGCUUUAUAACGAAAGUCCGGUAAAAAAUGAAAUUCUCGUUAAUGAUAGAUGGGGGAUUGGGAUUCCGUGCAAACACGGCGAUUUUUAUUCGUGCAAAGACAGGUAUAACCCCGGGGUUUUGCAGUCGCACAAAUGGGAAAAUGCAAUGACGCUUGACAAAGAAUCAUGGGGGUACAGACGCAACGCCAAUAUAACGUCAUAUCUCACAACCCACGAUUUAAUCCAAACUUUGGCCGAAACAAUUAGCUGCGGAGGAAACCUUCUCAUUAAUGUAGGGCCAACUAAAGAAGGCACCAUUAUACCAAUAUUUCAGCAACGAUUAACAGAUUUAGGAAAUUGGCUUUCGAUAAAUGGUGAAGCUAUUUACAGUAGUAAACCGUGGAAGGCGCAAAAUGAUACUCUGACACCUGGAGUUUGGUACACGACCAAUAGUUUGAAUACGGUGUAUGCUAUUGUUUUACAAUGGCCUGAAAAAAAUGUUCUUGAGUUGGAAUCAGUAUUUGGGCUUUUUUCCGAAUCUAAUGCAAACGUAACAAUGUUGGGUUACAAAUCGGAAUUGAAGUGGAAUAUCGAUGCAAAAAGCGUGAGCAUCCAGUUUCCAAAUAAAGCCACGGUGACGAGUCAGUGGGCCUGGGUCUUGAAAAUCACCAAGUGAUGUUUUUUUAUGCUCAAAACCUUACAAUAAACUUUUUGGUAGUUC
Messenger RNA from Tribolium castaneum (red flour beetle), 1623 nucleotides. RefSeq names its product alpha-L-fucosidase. NCBI's taxonomy places the organism in Eukaryota, Metazoa, Arthropoda, Insecta, Coleoptera, Tenebrionidae. Gene Ontology annotation, molecular function: alpha-L-fucosidase activity. The record is from RefSeq and is a predicted model, not a curated record. The coding region runs from base 196 to 1578 and encodes 460 amino acids. Gene Ontology annotation, biological process: fucose metabolic process; glycoside catabolic process. Gene Ontology annotation, cellular component: lysosome. The transcript is spliced from 5 exons.